UUAGGGUUCUAGCACGUUUGUCCGACGUGGCGGAUAUGGCCGCUAUGGCGACUGGAUUGUCUUGGGCACGGCCAGGUACUACGAGCUGUAGCGCGAGGCAGGGAAUCAGCAUUGGCCCUGGCACUGGCAUUGGGUGCUUGCGAUCGAGAGCGCGAUUCCUCAGCAGUGGUCUCCAAAUUUCUUGGCCGCCCAGCAGCAGCACUGGCAGCAGUAGCAUUGGCAUCGGAUUGACGAGGAGGAGGAGGAGAAGCGUGAUUGCAAUGAGCUACGAGGCUGGAAUCGGUGUGAUGGGAACCAAAGUGGGGAUGAUGACCCACUUCAUGCCCGAUGGCCGAGCGAUCCCAGUCACGGUGAUUGGAUUCCACGAAGGGAACAUCGUGACCCAGGUGAAGACCGAGCCCACCGACGGCUACAACGCGGUCCAGGUCGGCUACCUCCGCGUCCGCGACACCAAGCUCACCAAGCCGGAGCUCGGCCACCUCAACAAGAUCGGCACCAUCCCCAUGCGCCACCUCCAAGAGUUUCGGCUCGUCAGUGUGGAUGGAUUCGAGCUAUCGCAGCGGCUCAACGUCGAGGACAUCUUCAAGGUCGGGGAUCUAGUCGAUGUUUCUGGCAAGAGCAUCGGCAAAGGCUUCCAAGGGGGUAUCAAGCGCCACAACUUCAAGCGGGGACCCAUGACCCACGGAUCCAAGAGCCACAGGCAGCUGGGAUCCAUCGGCGCUGGAACCACGCCGGGGCGUGUGUAUCCCGGGAAGAAGAUGCCCGGCCGGAUGGGCUUCCAAAAGACAAAGAUCCGCAAGCUCGAGAUCAUCAAAAUCGACCCGGAGCUGCGGGCAGUGCUCGUCAAGGGCGCUGUUCCUGGCAAGCGUGGCAACCUGUUGAGAAUCACGCCCGCCAAGAUAGUUGGCAAGAACAUCCCCAAGAACUAGAGCAUUAGAAGGAAGAAAAAAGAGUUUUUGUUGUAAAGAGUGACCUUAAGAUUGGAGCUUGGAGAGUGCUGCGCGGAAAGCUUGGAAUUGCCGGCAUGGCGACGACGAGGGAUCAUCGAAGCUGGUAAGAACAUCCCAAGAACUAGCAUUAGAAGAAGAAAAAAAGAGCUUUUCCUGUAAAA
Molecule: messenger RNA, 1111 nt
Organism: Selaginella moellendorffii
Lineage: Eukaryota; Viridiplantae; Streptophyta; Lycopodiopsida; Selaginellales; Selaginellaceae
Product: 50S ribosomal protein L3, chloroplastic
Exons: 2
Coding region: 36-929 (297 amino acids)
Biological process (GO): translation
Cellular component (GO): ribosome; chloroplast envelope
Molecular function (GO): structural constituent of ribosome
Source: RefSeq, a predicted model, not a curated record